This is a messenger RNA of Durio zibethinus, 573 nucleotides long. The record is from RefSeq and is a predicted model, not a curated record. NCBI's taxonomy places the organism in Eukaryota, Viridiplantae, Streptophyta, Magnoliopsida, Malvales, Malvaceae.
AUGAAGAAACUUCACCAAUCUGAAAAUAACAUGAUUUCCAACAACUUGAAAGCCUUUGAAAGAGAGAUUCAUGGUUUAUCAGAAAUAAGGCAACGUAACAUUGUGAAGCUGUAUGGCUUUUGUUCACAUCCAAAGAACUCAUUUUUGGUUUAUGAGUUUGUAGAAAGGGGAAGUUUGAAAAUGGUGUUAAGGAAUAAGGACGAGGCAAUGGAGUUGGAUUGGGAGAAGAGGUUAAAUGUUGUAAAAGGAGUGGCCCAUGCCUUGUCCUAUGUGCAUCAUGACCAUUCAUCACCUAUUAUUCAUCGAGACAUUUCCAGCAACAAUGUUCUUUUGGAUUUGGACUAUGAGGCUCAUGUCUCAGAUUUUGGCACAGCCAGGCUUUUAAAGCCUGAUACUUCCAAUUGGGCCUCACUUGCUGGCACUUUCGGAUACAUAGUUCCAGGUAGAAAGAGAUGCGAUGUAUAUAGUUUUGGAAUUCUAAUAAUGGAAGUUCUUAUGGAAAGACAUCAUGGUGAUCUUGUUCAGUGUUUAUCAUCAUUGGCGUUUGGCAUCGACAUCGGCUUUGGUACCUAA